GCAUUUUUACAUCCUAAACAUAGGCUACCAAGACUAUUUGCAUAAUGCACUUAUAAAUGGCCUGGAUGAGCCUGGCAGGUCAGAGCAGAGGACAAUUUGACAUGUAAAGCACUAUACCCAUACAAUCACUGGCUGCAACAGAACCCGGUAAAACUACUGUUAAGGUACCCAGCAUCUUAGUGAGCAGAAUUGGCCCAGUACCAGAAGAAAUAUGGCACUCAGCUGGGAAUCCCUGGCAGAUAUAAACAACAGCAGCAUACUGCCCUAGCUGCCACAACACACAGCUGUCUCAGAACACUACUACGAAUUACUACUGUGUGAUGUAGCAGCAGGUUCAGGGCGCCAUAGUAAGCCAAGGUUAUUCACCAGUACAGAAGCAACUCUAGAUUCUGGUACAUUAUACUACUGGCUGGAGAACUGUCUAUAACUCCUAUACACAUUUCUCCUGGCACCUGUGCUACCGAGCAGUUACACAUCUAAAAGAUACCACUGUGGCAACACUACACUUUCUUUGAAUCCACAACUGGCUGAGACUGGAGAAAAGAUAAUUUGCAGGUAGACAAACCAUGGCUCACUACAACACUGUCACAGGAGUGAUCAUCAUGCUGAUAACCUUGUCCCUUUGCUGUACCUCAAUUCAUGGAAAAAAUUACAAAUACAGCAGCAGUUGCUAUGACAGUUCUGUGAAGACUCUGACAAUGAAGUGUGGGCAGAACGAGAUGUUGAGAAUCGCCCGCGCCUUUUAUGGCUACAGUCCCGCUGGCAGGUGCAGCUUCAGUCCUGGAGACUGCACCUUUGAUGAACAUCAUAAUUACGCCUGUGUGGGUCGCCAGAACUGUGCCAUCAAUAUGCCCGGGGGUCUGGGCAGACCUGUCCCCAAAUGUAAACAUCCAAAUCCACAGAGCAACUAUUUCCAAGUGGAAUACGAAUGUGUACCAGUGGAGCAAACCAUCAACAUCUGUCAAGUUUCUGAAGCGACAGCCCAAAGUGGUUACAUCUCCUCUCCUAGCUAUCCCCUCAACUACAACAAGCCCCACCAGUGUCAGAUCAGCAUUGACCUCCGCACCAAACAGAAGGUCAGGCUAGUCAUAGUUGACAUGAACCUCCACGAGAACGACUCCGGCAAAGGCUGUACCGACUAUCUGUACAUCCGCAACGAACUCCGCAGUGUCACCGUGUGUGGUCAAAGAGGCUCUGAAGAAUUAUUUGACUCUUCCGGAAAAAUUGACAUCCAAUUUGCAGCAGAGGCAGGGGGAGACAACAAGGGCUUCUGGCUGUACUAUGAAGCUUAUCCUCAAAUUGAUGAAACAACCACAACAACAACAACAGUAAAAACAACAACUCUGAAAAACCUGAUAGAGAAACUCACAGAGAAAACCUCCGUGGAAAACCCUAUCAAAGAGACGGAGGUGAAAAUUGAGCAUGAGGAGAGCCAAGGGUCAAGCACACUGACCCAAAGGCAGCAAACGGAGACCAGUCAAACCACUGACGAAGUGCCCUUUGCAGCCAUUGUUGGUGGAGUCAUCGGAUCUCUCUGCUUCAUCCUCACAGUUCUCUUGAUUCUCCUAGUACUACAGAGACUAAAGGAGAAGCGCGAUUUAGAAAAGAAGAAGCACUUGCCGUUUUUGGAUGUACGGAACCAAGCAUUCCAGUCUAACAGCGAACUCUGUCCACAAGACAGUAACUAUUGUUGAUUGCUUUGAGUGUAGCUGUCACUCAUCAAUUGCUCAAAUAGUGCUCUAACAAUUCGCCAUGUUUCAAGCUCACCAGAAGACUUCCAAGAGGAGCCGUUCUUCACGCGGGUGUGUCUUACUGUGCCAUACAAAGAUUAGUCAGAUGCGCCUCCUCAGCGAGCAGAGGUAGCUGUACCGGUGUUGCCAGCAUGAAUACACAAACCUUCUUCUCUGUGAGAUGUCCAGACAUUGAGAUAAACUUGGAAAUGCUUCCUCACAACAACUACUGCUGACAUUCAACAUCAAGGACAGAUAACUUCAGUGCAACAGUGCAACCAGUUAUCUCCCAUCCAAGAGAGAUCUAAUCUUCUUAAAGACAAUUUUCCCUGGUGUAAAUUCUAGUCAGAAUCACUAACUCAUGUGUACAUAGUAAUUUAUAUGCCCCUAACCCCUGACCCCUUUCCCAAGCAGAUGGUACAUGUACAUGUAAAAAAAACUGGACAUAGUGUACACAUACCAGGCUGUGGUUCCUGUUGACUGAACUGUGAUAUGAUUUAUACAGACAUGUAUAAAAUCUGUCCCUAUGCAUUCCAGUUUAGAUUAAUAUAUUACUACAUAGUGUGUGUGUAUAUAUAGUGUGUGAGUGACAGGGUUCAGAGGAACUCUAAUAUAGGUUUGAAUGUGAUUGGUCAAAUACUUGCUUAUUUAGCAUAAUAUAUGUAUUUGCAAGUGCACAAUUGUACAUACACUGUGAAUAAUACUACAUCCAGUGACAAAGCAAAUCAAACUUCUAAAGUCUUAUCUCACACUUUAUCUCUAAUUACACAGACUUUGAUCACACCUAUCAAUCUAAAACAUGCUUGCCUAUUCACAUGUCUAUUACUUUUGCAAAACACUGAAAAGUGUAUGUAUAUUUAUAUAAAACCAUUAUUUAUUUGAUGUAAAUAGAGAAGUGUCAUAAUAUAUAAAAUGCAAGUACCCAUAUUAAAACUGGACAAAGUUUUUCAAUGAACAU
Liolophura sinensis is the source of this 2688-nucleotide messenger RNA. RefSeq lists its product as uncharacterized. NCBI's taxonomy places the organism in Eukaryota, Metazoa, Mollusca, Polyplacophora, Chitonida, Chitonidae. The transcript has 8 exons. Gene Ontology annotation, molecular function: serine-type endopeptidase activity. The coding region runs from base 567 to 1694 and encodes 375 amino acids. The record is from RefSeq and is a predicted model, not a curated record.